Protopterus annectens (West African lungfish) is the source of this 2394-nucleotide messenger RNA. RefSeq names its product double PHD fingers 1 (gene DPF1). The coding region runs from base 701 to 1831 and encodes 376 amino acids. Gene Ontology annotation, cellular component: nBAF complex. NCBI's taxonomy places the organism in Eukaryota, Metazoa, Chordata, Ceratodontiformes, Protopteridae. The transcript has 11 exons. Gene Ontology annotation, biological process: nervous system development. The record is from RefSeq and is a predicted model, not a curated record.
CAGAUAUUUACAUUUGGUUAUCUUAUUCUUUUUCAGUUAAUUUUUCAGAAGAUGCUCUGGAAUGCAAGCUGUGCGUAGGCUGCUGACGGUAUAACAUUCCACAACACAUAGGUGUUAAUUACGGCGUGAUUCACUUAAACUCUCGUGAGGCAAAAUGAAAGACAUUCGGCAGAAUCUGGUACAUAUGAGCUGCAUCUUUCUGAUUUUCGUAUAUUUUAGGAUGCUUUUACUUCACUUUUUCUUUCCAGUGAGCUGGUGCAUUCCGUAACGGAACCAGCCUGCCUUCCUUCACCCAUUAAUGUUGUACAAAACAACGACAGACCUGGUUCACUAAGAAAGCAACAAGUCUGUACCCACUGGGGAAAAUAGUGUAAACCCGUGAAGCUCUGACACCACUAAUAAUUGUCUACACUCGACUUUACAGUUUGAUGCCAGGCCAAUCAGCUAAAAAAAGGAGGUGGACCCUUGUUCAGUCAAGGGCAGGCGCAUUGUGGGUGCCCCAGUCAAAGCUUUCUUUGUUCUCCAAAUGCUCGAAAUGCCUUAAACUACAACUUCCAAGACGCCUUAAAAGGGUACGCUGUAUCUCCAAUCGUGAUUGGACGAACGGUCCAGCCGCAGUCCAGAAAAUGAAUGAAUUUUUACAAUACCUUAAUACCAGAUGUAAAAACCCAGGACCUGCAGUGUAUUGUACAAUAUUAGAAUGGGCACAGCCAUCCAGAACCCUCUCAAAUCUCUUGGUGCAGACUUUUACCGUGAAGCCAUAGAACACUGUAGAAGUUACAAUGCUCGCCUCUGUGCAGAGCGCAGUAUGCGGCUGCCAUUUCUUGACUCCCAGACUGGUGUUGCACAGAACAACUGCUACAUCUGGAUGGAAAAGAUUCACCGUGGCCCAGGAUUGUCACCGGGUCAGAUCUAUACAUACCCUGCACGAUGCUGGCGCAAGAAGAGAAGACUGAACAUUCUGGAAGACCCACGUCUCAGGCCUUGUGAGUUCAAGCUGGAUUAUGAAAUUCCAUUGAAGAAGGAAGGUGGGCUGCCUGAAGGGCCAGUCCUGGAGGCACUUCUGUGUGCAGACAUAGUGGAGAAGAAAACAGAGCUGAAAGAAGAAGAAUGCAUUACUGAAUGUCAGAAGCAGCUGCAAGGGGAACUUGUACAUGAAAUGGAUGGAGAUGACCUAGAAGAUGACAUUCCCAAGCGGAAAUAUCGACAAAAAGGAAAGGUCUGUGCUAUUGGAGGAAUAAGAAAAAGGCAAGAGCUGGCAACACUGGACGACAGGGAUAAACCAUACGUUUGUGACAUCUGCGGAAAGCGUUACAAAAAUCGUCCGGGCUUGAGUUAUCACUACACCCAUACUCAUCUGGCAGAAGAGGAGGGGGAGGAGAAUGUUGAACGUCACACCUUACCAUUUAGCCGAAAAAAUAACCACAAACCCAAGAAAGCACCUGAUGGAACAAUUAUUCCCAGUGGCUACUGUGAUUUCUGUCUGGGUGGCUCUAAGAAGACAGGCUGUCCUGAGGACCUGAUCUCCUGUGCUGACUGUGGACGCUCUGGUCAUCCAUCUUGUUUACAGUUUACAGUGAAUAUGACAACAGCAGUCCGAACCUAUCGUUGGCAAUGCAUUGAGUGUAAAUCUUGUAGUUUGUGUGGUACCUCUGAAAAUGAUGUGAGUAAUCAAGAGGACCAGUUGCUGUUCUGCGAUGACUGCGACAGGGGGUAUCACAUGUAUUGUCUAAGCCCUCCAAUGGCUGAGCCACCAGAAGGGAGUUGGAGCUGUCAUUUGUGCCUGAGGCAACUGAAGGAAAAAGCAUCUGUUUACAUAACCCUCACCUAAAGUACACUGCAGAAGAAAAAUAUUAACACACCAGUGUCAACUCUGGCACUUGUUUUAUGUCAUACUCUGCUAAGUUAUUUCAUUCAGAAAACAAAAUAAGAAAUGCUUCAUGUGCUAAGUUGUUAUAUCAAAAGGAAUAAUGCUGCCAGCUGUUUCUAAGGUUAUCGAAUGGAUAAGAACUGUUUGCUCAGUAUUCUUUCAUCCUGAAUUACGUUGUCAGGUGAAUGGCGAUUUGUCUUGAAAUGUUAUACAUACUUUGUACAGUUUAUUUGCUCUGCUCAUGUUAUGUAACUUUUAUUUGAAGUGAUAUUGGCAGGAGGGCAUAUACUGAUGGAGAAAAUGAGACGGAUUUUGUUGUUAACCAUCUGUUAAUGAAAUAAUGCUGUAUUAAACUAGUCUGUGUUUAGAUCUCAUUCCACUGUCACAUAUCCUAACAAAGCUUGCCAUGAGGAGAUUGUGGUAUUUCAUAUAUAAAGGUUGUGGUUAACAUGUUAAUUAUACAAGGAAUACAAGAUCCAUGUUCAGUCAAUACCUAAAAUAGUAAACCGGUUGCUUAAAGAACA